Trichomonas vaginalis G3 is the source of this 697-nucleotide messenger RNA. Its product is annotated as protein of unknown function, DUF4106 family. NCBI's taxonomy places the organism in Eukaryota, Parabasalia, Trichomonadida, Trichomonadidae. The record is from RefSeq and is a predicted model, not a curated record. The annotation marks the transcript as partial. The transcript has a single exon.
AUGGCUGCACAACAACAAGAACUAGAUGAGAAGAACCCAUUUUAUGAGUUAGUAGUCAUUUGUAGUACUUCUGGUCAAUUUGACCAAACCGUCAAUUCGUUCAAAGAUAUUAUAAAGAAGUCUAAGUUAGUAUGUAUAAAAGACUCUGAGUUGUUAGAUUGGAUAAAGAAGUACCAAAGAAGAGUUUUGAAGUAUAAUGCUAUAAAUGAGUAUAUAAAUUCUAAGUUUAAAGACCCAAAUGAGGAAAUGCAGAGAAUAUUAGAGAAGAAACACUUCAGAAACAAACAGAAAGAGAUAGAAUACAUUUCGAAGAAAUUGCAAUCUUACGAUUGGAAGACAUACCCUCAUAGAUGUCUUCUUAUCUUAGAUGACUUUGCUUCUCAUCCUUUGCUUAAGAAUAGAGAACAAAAUAUGUGUCGAAUUCUUAAGAAGCUCAGACACUUUAACAUCUCAGUUGUCAUUUGUGUACAGACAGCAAAGAGUUUAAGUAAGGAUGUAAAGAGAAUACUUACUGACAUUGUACUUUUCCCCGGAUUGUCCGAAGACGAUUUCAUGGAACUUAUGAAAGAGUCCAUGGCAGGUAAGUUUGACAGACAUGAACUAUGGGAGAAGUACAAAGUCAUACAAGACCCUCAUACUUCUUUCAGAAUUCAUAUCUACGCAAACAAAGUUUCAAAUUGUAAAAAGUCAAGCUUGA